Molecule: messenger RNA, 1523 nt
Organism: Electrophorus electricus (electric eel)
Lineage: Eukaryota; Metazoa; Chordata; Actinopteri; Gymnotiformes; Gymnotidae
Product: zgc:85777
Biological process (GO): fatty acid beta-oxidation using acyl-CoA dehydrogenase
Cellular component (GO): cytoplasm
Molecular function (GO): acyl-CoA dehydrogenase activity; flavin adenine dinucleotide binding
Source: RefSeq, a predicted model, not a curated record
AGUUGCAGAACAACUGGGCAACAAUGGCUUUAUGUAGAAGAGUCUUGAGAAAACAUUUGGGUAUAAAUCAUGUUCUCAAAUCAGCUAUAGUUUGCCACGAGCGAUACUUAUCAGAAUACGUGUCUGCUAAAUCUCAGGACUCGGUCGAGACAAGUGAUCAUGUCCUCUACACACAGGAGCAUUUUGCACUGAAGGACUCCCUAAAAAAGAUCAUUGAUCGGGAGAUCAAUCCUCAUGUUGAUAAAUGGGAGAAAGAAGGCCAGUUCCCUGCUCACAGGAUCUUCAAGAUCCUAGGAAGUGCAGGAUUCUUGGGAGUCAGCAAGCCUGUGGAGUAUGGAGGUCUGGGACUGGACUUCAGCUAUAGCGUGGCUGUGGCUGAGGAGUUGGGCAACAUCAACUGUGGGGGCAUUCCCAUGGCCAUUGGAGUCCAGAGUGAUAUGGCUACGCCUGCACUGGCCAGGUUUGGAUCUGCAGCGCUAAAGAGAGAGUUUCUGCAGCCUUCCAUAACAGGAGAUAAAGUGGCAUGUCUAGGAGUGAGUGAAGUUGGAGCUGGCUCCGAUGUUGCAAGUAUCAAAACUAAGGCUGUGCGUAAAGGAGACGAGUUGGUCAUUAAUGGUGGAAAGAUGUGGACCACCAAUGGAGCACAAGCAGACUGGAUGUGCCUACUGGCCAACACCAGUGAUGGACCUCCACACAAGAACAAGUCCCUCAUAUGCUUACCCAUGAAUCUACAUGGAAUCCAUAUUGCACGUAAGAUUGACAAGAUAGGGAUGUGGUCGUCAGAUACAGCAGAAGUGUUCUUUGAUGAUGUUCAUGUGCCCUGUACAAACAUCAUUGGCCAAGAGGGCAUGGGCUUCACAUACCAGAUGCUGCAAUUCCAGGAAGAGCGCCUUUGGGGAGUAGCCAAUGUUCUGACAACUAUGGAGAAAGUGGUGCAAGAGACAAUUAAGUACACUCGCCAGAGGAAGAUCUUCCAGCAGCCAGUGCUGUACCACCAAGUUGUGCACUUCAGGUUAGCAGAGCUCCAGACUGAAAUUGAGCUACUGCGCUCCCUCCUCUACCACUGCACAGCUCUCUACAUCAAAGGCAACGAUGUAACAAAGCUGGCUUCCAUGGCGAAGCUUAAGGCAGGCCGCCUAGCCCGGGAAUUAAGCGACAGCUGCCUGCAGUACUGGGGAGGAAUGGGCUUCACCAGUGAUGUCCUGGUCAGCCAGUUCUAUAGGGAUUCCAGGGUGUUGUCGAUUGCGGGAGGAGCGGAUGAGGUCAUGCUGUCAAUCAUUUGCAAGUACAUGGACACCUUACCCAGGAAGUAAUACCAAUAAUGCGUAAAUGUAACAUGAUAAAAUGCAUUGUGCACUUAAUGUAGCAUGGAAAUCUAAUUCAAGCCUUUUAAUGAAGGCUGUACUGCAUCUUCCCCUUACAUGUUUUUAAUUUUUUAAUGAAAGCUGCUCACUUUAACAAGACUAUAUACAAGUUAAUUGUAAUAUUUGCAGUUGUCACAAGUAAACCCUGUAUUACUUGUA